This is a messenger RNA of Debaryomyces hansenii CBS767, 1593 nucleotides long. RefSeq lists its product as uncharacterized. Gene Ontology annotation, molecular function: transmembrane transporter activity. Lineage: Eukaryota; Fungi; Ascomycota; Pichiomycetes; Serinales; Debaryomycetaceae. Bases 1 to 1593 code for a protein of 530 amino acids. The transcript has a single exon. The record is from RefSeq and is a predicted model, not a curated record. Gene Ontology annotation, biological process: transmembrane transport. Gene Ontology annotation, cellular component: membrane.
AUGAUGCCUUCAUCAAUUGUAGUGAAUAGCGAAAACAAUGAGGAUCAGUCAUCGAAAACUGGUAAAAUAGUAGAAGAAGAAUGGAAUGUAUCUGAUACAGCUCUUUCGUCUGAAUCGACUUUAUAUGAGAAUUCUGGAUUUAGUGAAAGGUAUUUGGAAAAGUCCAAAUUGCUAUCAAGAGCAAUUGAUGAAAUAGGGUUUGGAAAAUACCAGGUCGGGCUUUUCUUUGUGGCAGGAUUCGGAUGGCUCUCUGACAAUGCUUGGCCUAUAGUGACAAGUCUAAUUUUACCAAGGUUGACGGAGGUCGAUGGUGUACAUUCUCCAGCAGGAAAAGGGCCAUAUUUGACUUUAGCUCAGAACUUGGGAUUGUUAGCAGGGGCUUUGGUCUGGUCUUUGUCAUCAGAUAUAAUUGGAAGAAGAUGGGCAUUUAAUUUGACGUUCUUAUGUACCGCAAUAUGGGCUACUGUUGCAGGAUCAUCUCCCAACUUUGCUGCUAUAGGGGUCUUUUCUGCAUUGUGGAGUUUUGGAGUCGGAGGAAAUCUUCCAGUGGAUUCUGCAAUCUUCAUUGAAAAUUUACCGUCUCGCCAGAAGUAUCUUUUAACAAUGAUGAGUGGGUUUUGGGCUUUAGGACAAAUCCUUGCAAAUUUAAUUUCGUGGGGGUUAAUAGGGAAUUAUUCGUGUAGUGAUACAGAUACAGUUUGCCAUAAGGCUGAUAACAAGGGAUGGAGGUACUUCUUAUUCACUAUGGGGGGUAUUACAUUUCUAAUGUUUUUUUCUAGAUUUGCAUUCAGAGUGCUAGAAUCACCAAUGUUCUACAUGGCAAGAGGAGACGACGAGAAAGCGAUAGAGAAUUUGUAUAAAAUUGCUAAAAUUAAUGGGAAGUCUGUUAGUUUAACGCUAGAACAGUUGGAAGAGGUCGAUAAAAAAUACGGCGACCAGGAGAUUGUCCCUUCUAAACAUGCUCAUUUAUCGAAAUUCAAAUUGACUCAUAUAAGAGACUGUUUUUCAUCUCGUAAAUUAGCCAUCUCAACAUCUCUUGUUAUAUUUGCGUGGGGAGUAAUAGGUCUUGCAUUUCCUUUGUAUAAUGCGUUUUUACCUUCCUAUUUAGAAAGAAAUGGUGAUGCAAAUGAACCUCUCCCAGUACACCUAGUGUACAGAAACUCAUUGAUAGUUGCAGUUAUAGGUAUACCAGGUGCUAUUGUUGCUGGUAUUUGUGUCGAACUAAAAAUCGGUAGAAAAGGAACUCUUUUUAUUUCAUUGAUUUUGACGGGUGUUUUCCUCUAUUGCUCCACAACUGCCACUACGAGUAAUGCAAACUUAGGCUGGAAUUGCGGAUUCAGUUUUUUUUCAAAUAUAGUGUAUGGAGUUCUCUAUGCCUACACCCCAGAAAUAUUUCCAACAAGAAUUAGAGGCACAGGCGUUGGUCUUGCUGCUUCCUUCAAUCGUGUUAUGGGUGUAUUUGCCCCAAUAAUUGCAAUUUAUGCAGAUAUCACUACAUCUGCACCAAUUUAUGUCAGUGGAGCUUUAUUUAUGUUUGCUGGACUUCUUACAUUACUUUUCCCUUAUGAGCCUAGAGGUAAAUCUAGUUAUUAA